AUGUUGAAAAGUGCAAAUUCAAGAAGAAGUUUGACACAUUUGUGUGCACUAUUCAUGUACAACGGUGGAAUAUGUUUCCAAGCGAUGACAAUGUUCAAACCGAAAGAGACUGAUGAGUUUAAUGUGACAAUUAGACAGCACGUGCUGCCCCGAUAUGAUUAUUUCGUCGAUUCCCAAAUUAGUCCAGUAUUUGAGAUUGUUUAUGCUACUCAUGUCUUGUUUCUAGUUUUUCUCUAUACUAUUGAAAUAGCAACAUGUAAUUUAGCUGCUGUUUUCGUUGGUCACAUUUGUGGACAAGUUCAAGUGAUGAAGGUUAAGUUGAAAAUACUCGGACAAUCUGAGAAUCAGGGAAAUUCCAAAGGUAUUGAUGAUCUAAUAGCGUCCACUUAUCAUGAUAUGUUUUCAUCAAUGACGUUCAAAUGGUACAGAUUGGCCGGAAACACUCGAAAAGUUUUGCGUGAAAUUUGUUUAGUGGAGGUCCUGUAUUCCACUGCAGUCAUGUGCUGGCUUGAAUUCUUUUGUUUGAAGGAAUGGAGUGAUAGUGAGGGCCUGUCUUUAGUGACGUAUUUCUCGCUGUUCGUAUCUCUGACAUUCAAUAUUUUCAUUCUCUGCUACAUUGGAGAGAUUUUAAAGAAUCAGUGCGAAUCUGUAGCUGAAGUGACUUAUAAGUCCGACUGGUGUCAAAUUCCUCCAAAAAAACUAUCGUCUUUCAUUUUAAUCAUUGCUAUGGCGAGAUAUCCCCAGAGCAUAACAGCAGGAGGAAUGAUAGAGCUGACACUUCGAAGUUUUGGUGACGUGUUGAAAACAUCAUUGGCAUAUUUGCAAAUGUUGCGAACAACAUUCUCAAUACCCCCGAUUUCCCAUCAUCUCUCAAACAUUCUCCAUGAUAAAUUAGGGAGAAUGUCAGUUGACAAAGCGACAAGCUCAUCGGAAGAAGUAAAAACCAUUCAGUUGACUCGCUGGCUCCUGAUAUCACUCGGCAUUUGGCCAUUCGUGACUGACAACUCCACGAUUAUCGAGACAUUUCUAGGAAUAGGGGUUCAAAUACUCUCCUACGGUCUUCUAGUAUUCACAAUUGUCCCCACGACGUACCACAUAUUCAUGCGGGAGCAGAAUUUGGACGCAAAGAUAACAUUAAUCGGUCCCAUCUGCUUCUUCACAACGAAUUUACUCAAGUACUGCGCCAUUGUCUAUCACCGUGAGGACAUAAAGCAAUGCAUAAAGUGCGUGAAAACCGACUGGCAACGGAUAACGAAUCAGAUGGACCGCGACAUCAUGAUGAGGAAUGUGUCGACAGGAAGAAACUUGACUAUUUUCUUCGCCAUUUUUAUGUACAGCGGUGGAAUGUUCUAUCACACGUUCAUGCCCUUCCUCGUCACUAGUCAAGUUACUAAUGUGAGAAAUACUUCCACUCGGCCGUUGGUCUACGCCGGCUACGACUUAGCUUUCGAUCCUUAUGUCUCGCCUGUUUAUGAAAUAGUGUUUUUAUCCCACUGUCUGACUGCCAUGGUUGUUCACACUAUUGUCACUGUUUCGUGUAAUCUCGCUGCGAGUUUUGUAGCGCAUGCUUGCGGACAGAUUCAGAUCAUAAUUUCCAGGCUCCAUUCCCUCAUUGAGGAUGACUUGACUCAGGACAGUGUUUGUGUUCACAGAAAAAUGGCGAGCAUCAUUCAAUGUCACGCCAAGGUCCUCAGAUUCACUGUUGGUGUUGAAGUUAUUCUCCGGGAAAUAUGUCUGAUCGAGGUCGUCGCGUCUACCUUCGUAAUUUGUCUCCUCGAGUACUAUAUUCUGGCGACGUGGAAUGGAAGUGAAGUAAUCGGUAUCCUCACUUAUCUCGUCCUCCUAGUAGCCCUAAGUGUCAACGUUUUCAUAUUUUGUUUUAUCGGUGAAAAGUUGACUCAGCAGUGUCACGAGGCGAGUAAAGCUAUUUACAUGAUAAAAUGGUAUCGUUUACCGCCAGAUGUGGCUAUAGCACUGGUGCUAUUUCUAGCUAGUGCACAAGUGCCGAGGAGAAUUACCGCUGGAGGGUACAUGGAUUUAUCCCUCAACAGUUUUGUCAAGGUGCUCAAAACGUCAGUUGUCUAUCUAAAUUUACUCAGAACUGUGGAGAAUUGACUGACGUUCUUCAUCG
Molecule: messenger RNA, 2131 nt
Organism: Diachasma alloeum
Lineage: Eukaryota; Metazoa; Arthropoda; Insecta; Hymenoptera; Braconidae
Gene: Or14
Product: odorant receptor 85b-like
Exons: 10
Coding region: 1-2115 (704 amino acids)
Biological process (GO): detection of chemical stimulus involved in sensory perception of smell; sensory perception of smell
Cellular component (GO): plasma membrane
Molecular function (GO): olfactory receptor activity; odorant binding
Source: RefSeq, a predicted model, not a curated record